ACUUAAUGCAAUCAGAUCCAUACAAUUGGCCGUUUCCAAACCGAAAUGAUCUAAUGAAUUUAUCUACCAUAAGUAUGAGUAAUCGAAUAAAUGAGAAAAUCAAAGGAGAGAGAUUAUUCAUGAUAAUAGAGCAUAAUCAACUAUGUCAAUAGAAGGCAUCGAUGGGGCUGCUCCUAAAUUAAAGCCUUAUCAAUAUGUGAAUAAAGAACAAUUUUGCAAUCGAGACGAUGAUAUUCCUGGAACCAAAUCUCGACCAUUAAUUAGAUAUACAAACAGAUCAGAUAAUCAAUUAAUGGUUGAUGAUAUCAAAGGGACACGUCCAUAAAUCUGUAAAUUUUAGACUAAUCGAUCACCAAUCAAUCCCCUUGAACCAACUUAUAAAAUCCCAUCUUUUGAAUAGGCAGAACCUUAUCAACCCAAAUUUCUCAGGGAUAGCUACAAUAUCACUGAUAUUGAGGGAGCUUAACCUUCGAUAAUUAAUCCAAGAUUGAAAAAACAGCCUAUCCCUUUGCGUGAUAUUGAAGGGUCCCAUUCAAAACAAUUACAUGUUCAAAAAGGUAUUAGUUACUCCUUAACUACAUUUCUAGAUGGAAUCAAUUAGUUCGAGGUCAAGGAUAUCAACACUGACAUGCUACAUAAAUAUAUUAGAAAUACAAAUCCAAUUGAACCAGUGUAUUCUCACAGAGAUGAAGAUGGGUAUUAAGAGUUCUUAAUUUAGAAAGAAAAUCGAAAUCGGUUUCGUUGAAGGUAGUAAAACUAAGUAACUGCAUCCAAUCACGAUAAAUAAAUGUGCAUCUUCCACCUUAACUACCUAAGACAUCGUUGGUGCAUAGGCAGGAUCUCAUUCUUAACAUUUCCUGAGAUCCAGUGAUAGAAAAGAUUACAGACAAAUUAAUAAUAUAUAAGAUAUAGAAGGUGUGUAAGCAGGUUCACUCAAAAAAGGAAUUGUAAGUAAAAGAUAUACAAAUCCUCUGAUGCCAGCUUAUUAAAUGCCUGGAAAUGUUGAAUUAAGGUAAGAUUAUCUAUAAUUUCAGUUCCACUUAACCAAAAAGUGUGUUCUAAAAGAAUGCCAGUAAUUAAAUGUUUACCAAUGCUUAAAAAAUGGAUAAAUUUUUAGCACAAGGAUGA
Messenger RNA from Paramecium octaurelia, 1128 nucleotides. The record is from the annotation of a GenBank genome assembly. Lineage: Eukaryota; Ciliophora; Oligohymenophorea; Peniculida; Parameciidae.